AUGGCCACAGUGCCGCCUGGGCCUAGUACUGUGCCUCCAUCCCCGGCUCCAGCGGCCCCUUUCCCCGCCGCUGAGGAUUGUGAGGCAGGCAGAGAGGACGGAGAGUCGGCCGUUUACAUCCAAGACUGUGGAAUUUCCACAGUAAACAGGCCACCGAGCGUCACCGACGUCAACAAGUCUGUCAAGAAGAAGCAGAGCAGUAUGCUAGCCCGAGCUAGCCCCGCACUGCACCUUUCAAUGCAAAGAGAUCCGCAGCUGAACGGACUGUCCACUCCCACGGAGGACACGGAGCCCCAGCAUCUGGACAGUACGCAUGACAGUCCCAGAACCACUGACAACGGAGACAACUGCUCCUCCGGGUGCUACACGGCCAUCAGGACCAGCGAGCAUGAAGGCCAGAGCUCUUUAUCCAAAAGUCCUGCCCUGAACAACAGCAUUAACGGCAUGCCGGCUUUUACUAGAACUGAGGAGCCCCCAGAGCCGAGCCCAAAGCACCCCCUGCCACAAGAGCCCAGCCCAGAGGAGCCCCCGGCCGCAGAGCUGUCCCGUCUGCAGCUUGCUUCCUCGGACCAGGACCAGGACCACGGCAUCCGCUAUGUGCGCUACGAGUCGGAGCUGCAGAUGCCGUGGAUCAUGCGGCUCAUCACGAAAGACUUAUCUGAGCCUUACUCAAUUUACACGUACAGGUACUUCAUUCACAACUGGCCUCAGCUCUGCUUUCUGGCAAUGGUGGAGCAGGAGUGUGUCGGAGCCAUUGUCUGUAAACUGGACAUGCAUAAAAAGAUGUUUCGCCGCGGAUACAUUGCAAUGCUAGCUGUGGACUCCAAACACAGGAGGAAAAGCAUUGGUACUAAUCUGGUAAAAAAGGCGAUCUAUGCGAUGGUGGAAGGGGACUGUGACGAGGUGGUAUUGGAGACAGAAAUAACCAACAAAUCGGCGCUGAAGCUGUAUGAGAACUUGGGUUUUGUCAGAGAUAAGCGGCUGUUCAGAUAUUACCUGAAUGGAGUGGAUGCGCUCCGGCUCAAACUGUGGCUACGUUAA
Molecule: messenger RNA, 1041 nt
Organism: Knipowitschia caucasica
Lineage: Eukaryota; Metazoa; Chordata; Actinopteri; Gobiiformes; Gobiidae
Source: the annotation of a GenBank genome assembly